Messenger RNA from Papaver somniferum (opium poppy), 2157 nucleotides. RefSeq lists its product as uncharacterized. The record is from RefSeq and is a predicted model, not a curated record. The transcript has 7 exons. The coding region runs from base 225 to 1898 and encodes 557 amino acids. NCBI's taxonomy places the organism in Eukaryota, Viridiplantae, Streptophyta, Magnoliopsida, Ranunculales, Papaveraceae.
UCUGAACCUAUCCUCCUCACUUCUCAGCACUUUUUCCUCUUCUGUUUUGCAUCUUUCUAGCUAGGGUUAAACUCUCUUCUUCUGAAAAAAAUUUUUUUGCAGAAAUUUCCAAAAAGCUCUGAAUUUUUCAUUUUAAUAGUUCCUUGAGUGGAAGUUCCGAUACUAAUAAUAAUGAUGUAAAGGUAGAUCUAUCCAUCUCUUCAAAAUCUUGAUUUAGGAAAAAAAUGAGGUAUAACAUAGGAUCUAGGAGGAGAAGACUGUGUGAACAUGGGUUUCUUUUAAUCUGUGGAAUCAUUACUGGGUUUGGAUUAUUAGUUUUAACUUUAAGGUCUAUUGAUCAACCUCCUCCUUAUUCUACUUCACUCACAUUUCCUAAUGAGCUUAAUAGUGAUGAGCUAGUGGAGCAGAAUAAAUAUAAUCAAGAAUCGGAUGGUGAAUCGGGUAAGUGCGCGACGGUCGAAGAGAUGGGAGAGAGUUUUGCUGGUGAUGGACAUGAAAAAGAAAGCCUUAGAGUGAGACAAAUGAUUCGAUAUCAUUUCAUAUUAAACGGGCCUACAAGAGUACGUGAGCUUCCUCCGGAGGAAUUCUGUGAGCAAGGAUUUGUUCUGGGAAAAGCGUCGGAAGCAGGAUUUGGAAACGAAAUGUACAAGAUAUUAACAGGGGCAGCGUUGAGUAUCAUGUUGAACCGGUCAUUGAUUAUCGGGCAAACCAGGGGCAACUUCCCAUUUGGGGAGCACAUAUCUUAUUCCGAUGUCUCAUUUACUUUAAAAGAAGUAAAACAUCUCUGGAGACAGAACAAUUGCACGACUAAGCAUGGAAAACUCCUCAUCAGAACUGAUGAUUUUGAGAAACCUGCAGAAACAAAUGUUCUGUGCGGCAAUUGGAGGAACUGGAAGCACCCAAUCAUCUGGUUUCAAGGUACAACUGAUGCAGUGGGUGCUCAGUUUUUCUUAAAGAACAUACACCCUCAGAUGCGGAAUGCAGCUGUUGAAUUAUUUGGGCAGCCAGGAUAUUUUCAAUCCAGGCCUAAUGUGUUUGGAGAGUUGAUGAGAGUUAUCAUUUCUCCUACCAAAAAUGUUGAGGAAGCAGUGAAUUGGGUUCUUGGUGGUGGUCCGGAUCCUGAUAUUGUUUUGCACAUGCGCAUGCUUUCGAAUAGGUCAGUGAGAGCAGUUCAAGCAGCACUGAGCUGCAUACAGAAAGCUGUCCGCAGUUAUGAGUCCAAGAUGGGAAGACCGCGUAUCGUUUUGGUUUCAGACACACCAUCUCUAAUUAAAGAUAUUACGCCUAUGCUUCGGGAGUUUGCAGAGGUUCUUCAUUUUGAUUAUGAAUCAUUCAAAGGGGAUAUUUCUAACAAAAAUGGAGGCCAUCAAUUAGAAUUCAGAGUGAACGAUUGGGGUCCGGCACCAAGGUGGGUUGCCUUUGUGGACUUCUUUUUAGCCUCCCGUGCAAAACAUGCUGUUAUUUCGGGUGCCCAUAGGCGGGUUGGAACCACCUAUGCUCAACUAAUUGCAGGGUUGGCAGCGGCACAACAGCUUGAUGAAAAUUCGUCUAGCAAUUCAAGCUUUUCUUUCUUGAGCAGCUUCCAAAGUAGUUUGUUGUCGGAAGGGUUGAGGAAUCAGGUAGGGUGGGGACAUGUCUGGAAUCGGUUUGCAGGUCCAUUAAGUUGCCGUCAUCAGCCUGGCCAGUGUGCACUUACUCCACUUUUACCCCCAGGAUGGUGGGAUGGGGAUUUGCAGUCGCCGCUUGUACGAGAUAUCCAUAAGUUGGAAUCAUUUGGGGUCCAACUGACAAGUCUAGGUGAAGUUAACGAGACCCAUCUUCAUUCUUUCUGUAAAUUGAAGAAAGAUGUUCUGAAAACACUUCCAGUCUUUCGCAAAUGUCAAGGCACUGGCUGUUGAUUAAAUUAUUUCAUCCUUCUGUAGCACUUCAUUUUCCUUUUAUGUAUUUUUUAAAGAUGGACUUCAACUGUUCCCAAAUGUGUGUGGGGGAGUUGUCAAGUUUUGGCCUGUAUUUUAUCCAGCUGUCAGCUUGGCGAAGUUUUGGUGUUCCAACCCCAUUUUCUGUGAUGAAAUUAUUGGAAGUUCCCUUUUGGUGAUUGGCUUCCAUGGCCUGUAAUCUGAAUCAAUAUUCCUGUAAUCCUGUUAGAAGAUUGUAAAA